This is a messenger RNA of Helobdella robusta, 669 nucleotides long. RefSeq lists its product as hypothetical. The transcript is spliced from 5 exons. The record is from RefSeq and is a predicted model, not a curated record. Bases 1 to 669 code for a protein of 222 amino acids. Lineage: Eukaryota; Metazoa; Annelida; Clitellata; Rhynchobdellida; Glossiphoniidae.
AUGGCUGUAAACAAAUCUCUUCAUUGUAAACCAUUAUGGAAAGAAUGGGAUCACAAGGCUAACAAACAAGGUUUACUUCAUACAGUAUUCUUUUCAAACGGAGAUGAAUACACUGGAGAAUGGUUGAAUAACAAAAAACAUGGAAAAGGAACGUAUUUGUGGAAUAACAAGUCGGUUUAUAACGGAGAUUGGAAAAACGACAUGAGGAAUGGAUUUGGAACAUUAUGCGUUAUGAAUAGUGAUAACCAGAGUAUCAUGAAACAAUACUAUGGUGGUUGGAAGGAUAAUUUAAAGCAUGGUUUUGGGACAUAUAUUUUUAAUGAUAAUGUGAUGUACGAAGGAGACUGGUGCCACGAUAAAAGGCACGGAUGGGGUAGGAUGAUAUUUGAAAAUUCAUCAAUAUAUGAAGGAGAAUGGGCCAACGAUCAGCGUAAUGGUCAAGGAAUUCUUAAGUAUAAAAACCAAAACAUGUAUGAAGGAAAUUGGUCAAGCGAUAUGAAAAACGGUGCUGGCAAAUUCUUUUAUUUUGAUAAAAAGCAGUUGUACGAUGGUAUUUGGAUAAAUGACGUAGCGAAGUGUGGUGAAAUUCAACCUAUAACUGAAACCUCGUCAGUUCAUGACGCUAAAGAUAUAUUUCCCAAGCUUUUGAAGCAAGUCAAAGAGGGUUAG